Messenger RNA from Arabidopsis thaliana (thale cress), 383 nucleotides. It is a transcript of the gene SCRL3, whose product is annotated as SCR-like 3. Bases 26 to 292 code for a protein of 88 amino acids. The record is from RefSeq and is marked reviewed. Lineage: Eukaryota; Viridiplantae; Streptophyta; Magnoliopsida; Brassicales; Brassicaceae. The transcript is spliced from 2 exons. Gene Ontology annotation, cellular component: extracellular region. Gene Ontology annotation, biological process: signal transduction.
GUAGACAAUCUCAAACAGCCUUUGAAUGAUGAAAUCUGCUAUUUUACUGAUGGUUUCUUGUGUUUUCAUGUUUCUUGUCGUGAGCUAUAUUCAAGACGUAGAAGGUGCGAACAAGAGGUGUCACCUAAAUCAAAUGUUCACUGGAAAAUGCGGAAAUGAUGGGAACAAGGCUUGCUUAGGCGAUUUCAAAAACAAGAGAUUUAGAUAUGAUCUUUGCCAAUGUACUGAUGCAACUCAAAUAUCACCUUCAUUACCUCCCCAACGUGUGUGCAAUUGCAGUCGUCCUUGCUAAAUUUUAUCUAUCAAUCCUUUAUUUUUUUGUCAACUUUAUAUAUCUAUCCCAUAAAUCAAAGGAAUAUUUAUUACUAAUGAAUACAAUUUGU